Molecule: messenger RNA, 816 nt
Organism: Platichthys flesus (European flounder)
Lineage: Eukaryota; Metazoa; Chordata; Actinopteri; Pleuronectiformes; Pleuronectidae
Product: odorant receptor 131-2-like
Exons: 3
Coding region: 1-816 (271 amino acids)
Biological process (GO): G protein-coupled receptor signaling pathway
Cellular component (GO): membrane
Molecular function (GO): G protein-coupled receptor activity
Source: RefSeq, a predicted model, not a curated record
AUGUUGAUUCAGGUCUUUGUCGUCCUUUUUCUCUGCAUUAACCUUCUGCUAAUUACAACCUUUUUCUCCAAAGAUGUUUUCUACACCACAAUGCGCUACAUCUUAUUUGCUGUCACGCUAAUGUCCGACUCUGCUGUGCUUCAAAUCAAUCUCAUGUUAUUUCUCAAUGUCAGGUACUUUACGAUACAAAUGUGGUUCUGCCUUAUUUUGUAUAUCAUUUCGUCUCUGUGCAUGGUUGUGACACCGGUCACUCUGACGGCGAUGACCCUGGAGCGCUACGUGGCCAUUUGCCUGCCGCUGCGUCACGCAGAGCUGUGCUCCCCACGCAGCACUCUGCACGGCAUUCUCAUCAUCUACAGCCUCAGUUCUCUGCCCUGCAUCUCUUUUCUCUCCAUAUUCUUAGCAUCAUCCUCCUCUGCCUCCUACACCCAGAGCGGAACGUGCGCUGGGGAAACCUUCAUCAUCUACACGUGGCAGGGUCCCCUAAUGUCAGCCAUUAAUCAGUUUUACUUCCUGAUCAUGUGCAUCACAGUCGUGUUUUCCUAUGUGAAGAUAAUGAGACUGGCCAAAGCUGCAUCAGGAGAGGACAAAAAGUCCACAUGGAGAGGACUCAGAACUGUGGGGCUACACGCUUUCCAGCAGCUCCUGUGUCUCAUCCAGCUGUGGGGUCCUUUCAUAGAAGCUGCUGUGUUUAAAAUCAAUGUCUUGUUAUCUAUCAAGGUCAGGUUCUUUAAUUACAUUACUUUCAUUCUUGCUCCAAGGUGUCUGUCUCCUCUCAUUUAUGGCCUCAGGGAUGAAAUGUUUUUCAUGCCCUGA